AUGUCCAUCGAUAUCGUCAUACAAAGAAUCAGGGAAUGCUGCCAACAAUCGGACCCCUCCGCCUCCGAGUGCGCGCAGCUCCUAGCCGACCUAAAGAUUGGACUGACCAGACUCCAAAGCACACUGCACUCAAACACUCAAAAAAACCUGGAACUAGCCAGAGAAGGAUACGAGCUGGCCACGCUCCUGAGUGUCAGGCUGCGUGAUGAAAGUGCAUUUGAAAAAUAUAUUGCACUUCUUCGGCCGUAUUAUUUCGACUACCCACUACCCAGUUCCCCAAGGCGCUACCUCAUUCUGGGUCUCUACCUUCUGUUCCUGCUAAUCAAGUCUCGCAUAGGCGACUUCCACAUCGCCCUGGAACUGCUCCCCUGCCACUCCGAUCCCUUCAUAAAAUUUUCCUUAGACUUAGAACGCGACAUGACAGAAGGACGCUACAACAAAAUUUGGCACGCCAGGCAAACCAUCCCCGACCCCAGCUACAGCUUCUUCGUAGAAAUGCUUACCAUCGCAGUGUGCAAGGAUAUCGCCAAAUGCAUGGAAUGCUCCUACAACAGCAUCGGCGUCCAAGAAGCCGUCAACCUCCUACACUUUUCUAGUGCUCAACAACUAGAAAGCUUCAUAAGGGAAAACGGCUUCAAUUGGGUCAUCGAAAAUCAGCGCAUCAAUUUUCACCCCGAAAGAGAAAGCCCUAUCUUGACUCUGGAUGCGCACCAGCUCAUUCAUCAAAACCUCGUCUAUGCACAUGAAAUAGAAAGAAUUAUUUGAAAAACCUACGCACAACUUUGCCGGCCUAACCACAAAGUCCUGUUAUCUGCGGCAAGCAAUCGCGUCAAGACUCUCGCCCCUUCAGCUGAUCUGUAAAAAGCCAUCAGCCGAGCCCUCAGCGCACCUUCAUCCUACGGAAAAUUAAAUAAAAAAAAAAAAAAACAAAACCCCAAACUUCAAUCAUACAUACCUCAACCUAGAAUAAACAUG
Schistocerca gregaria is the source of this 975-nucleotide messenger RNA. RefSeq lists its product as uncharacterized. Bases 1 to 765 code for a protein of 254 amino acids. The record is from RefSeq and is a predicted model, not a curated record. Gene Ontology annotation, cellular component: proteasome regulatory particle, lid subcomplex; cytosol; nucleus. The transcript is spliced from 3 exons. NCBI's taxonomy places the organism in Eukaryota, Metazoa, Arthropoda, Insecta, Orthoptera, Acrididae. Gene Ontology annotation, biological process: proteasome-mediated ubiquitin-dependent protein catabolic process.